AUGAAGCGCACCGCAAGGGAACCGAUAUCCAGCCCCGCAAGGAAGAGGUUUAAGGUGUCCAGCUUCCCUUUCACGUCGCUGCCCGUAGAGCUGCGCGAGCUGAUCUUCGAGUACGUCGUCGAGUCUCCAGAGGUUCUCAUACUGCCGAAAUACUGGCUCGACGACCAGCUCUACGGCUUUCCUCGCCGCCGCCUCUCCCUCUGCCACGUCCCAGCCGGCUGCAACGAUCUCAAAGACUCAAACGCCCUGACUCUCCGGAACACCCCUUACGGCACCCAAAGCGCGCUCCGGCAAAAGUACCGCCUCGCCAUGGUGUAUCCGGAGUUCUGCCGCAAAUGCAAGAGCCCAGAGUGUGUGCCGAGCGGUACCGUGUACCGCGACCCGCUGCUCGUCUCGAAGGCGUUCCUCGCCGAGUACGGAAAAGUGUUCUACCGACGAACAACAUUCGUGUUCAACAGCGGCAGGACGCUUAACGCCUUUAUCAACCACACUCGCGCCAUCGAUCUGCAAGAAGUCCGAACACUUCGCAUCUACUUCGGGCGGACGUUUGAGUACCUGGCGGAGAUGUUGUGCUUGGAUCCGGACUGGAUGGCCAAGGGUGCCCACACGGACUGCGAAGAUCAAAAGCGGUUCGGCGAGGACAGCUGGGACGAAGACAUCGAGAUACGUCUGCUUUCCGGCCUGAGGGACCUGUCGUUGGUCAAUGUCGUUGGGGAUAAAGCAUGGAAGGGUGUCUUGUUGACUGUUUCAGACAUGAAGUGGACGGAUGGGAGAUGGUCAGGAAAAGUGCUGGUGCCGUCGGAAGAGAUCUCCCCGCUCGAAAGCAUCUACCGGAACUUCUUUUCUACAUUUUAUGAGUUCAGUCGCCUCAACAUUCGGCAGGUGACGGUCGACGUCGACUGUGCCUGGUUUGAACAUAGCCAACCGACGCAGGAGCAGCUGGAGAGAUGGCGUUUGACGGAUGAGGACAAGGAGGAGUACAAGGCUAAGCUGUUGAAAAUAGUGACUGGGGGGAAUGAAGCAUAA
Messenger RNA from Lasiodiplodia theobromae, 1026 nucleotides. RefSeq lists its product as uncharacterized. Bases 1 to 1026 code for a protein of 341 amino acids. The transcript has a single exon. The record is from RefSeq and is a predicted model, not a curated record. NCBI's taxonomy places the organism in Eukaryota, Fungi, Ascomycota, Dothideomycetes, Botryosphaeriales, Botryosphaeriaceae.